Mercenaria mercenaria is the source of this 594-nucleotide messenger RNA. RefSeq lists its product as uncharacterized. The transcript has a single exon. The coding region runs from base 1 to 594 and encodes 197 amino acids. The record is from RefSeq and is a predicted model, not a curated record. NCBI's taxonomy places the organism in Eukaryota, Metazoa, Mollusca, Bivalvia, Venerida, Veneridae.
AUGAUCAAGCCGAUACAGCUGCUUUUUCAGGUUAAACUUAACGCAGUUUCAGCGUCGCAAGAUUUACCUCUUGUUGUCUACAAGAUUGUAGAAAAUAUGGCUUCUUUUACAGCCAUCACAACCGGAAAUGGUCGUUAUCGGCUGGAAAUAUAUACACGUGACAGAGGCACGCAAGAUACAGAAGAUUUGAGAUUCCGCCAGGUGGCGCAAUAUUUGGUAGAAUGCAAUGACGUAACACCAAAUAUAGCCCUUUCAACAUUACCACCAGGGUACGUGCGGCCACAACCAAAAAUCACCGAAUUUGGUCUCCAGACACUUAAUGAACAUGACCCUCUUGUGGAGCUCAAAAGUUGGGACCAUAUAGAAAUCCAGCUAGCUACUACGCGAGAUCCAGCUUAUCCAGGCCGACACGGGUCAAGAAAAGUUUCGGACUUUAUCUAUAUCCAAACCCAACCCUCCAUCGCCACAUUCCUUGUGAGCAUUCCCUCUUCCGGUUUCUACAAGUUACCAAUCCACGGCAACGUAGCCGAGGACCAGUCCCAUACAUCCCUUGGUCUCUUCAACUAUCUUUUCCAUUGUAAAGAAGUUACCUAG